UCGUCGUCAGCCUGUUGCGUUCGAAAAAGCAGCAAGAGCUCCAUCACAAAAACCAGCAGCAACAGUUUCAGAUUCAGAAUUCGGUUCCGAAUCCAGUAACCGUUUCGCGACGCGACGCGUGAAUACAUAAAAUAAAUAAGAAAAAGAUAAAUAAGCCACAAACAAGACGAACGGAAAGAAAUAUCUCGAUCGUCAUAAAUCAAUCCGUCGAGUGUGUUUUUAGAUCCAACGAAAUUAGAGGCAAUUACCACUGAUAAGAAUGAUGAAAGCCACAGCGUGGUUUUGUCCGGUGUUAUUAACUUUACUGUGCGCCACAAGGCUCGUCUGCACGGCCCAAAGAGGAGGAGGAGCGGGAUCGGGAUUGGGAUCGGGAGCGGAGGUCGUCGGAAGCGGCCGCACAAACGGAUAUCCUCUGGACUACCCCGAUGCACGGAACACACAGGAUGACUUUCUGCUGGCCAAGAGAAACAAACCAUCGCUGUCCAUUGUCAAUCCCCUGGAUGUUCUGCGUCAGCGCCUGCUGCUGGAAAUCGCACGGAGGCAAAUGAAGGAGAACUCCCGCCAGGUUGAACUGAACCGCGCCAUCCUGAAGAACGUGGGCAAACGAGUCCUGCUGCGAGGAGCAGGAUCUUCGAGGGUGAGCAGGCGGUACCGCCAGCAGUGGCCAGUGGAGCGGGAACCGGAGCGGGAUGGAGCUGGGCCCGAGGAACUGCAGCUGGACCGGCAACAGCUGCUGCCCUGGAAGCAUUUCCCCAGCCAACUGUGGAGCUACGGAUGGGCCCAGUCCCCAUCGUACUCUCCAUCGUCACAGUUUGCGGAUUCCCUGCAAUCAGCCUCCACUCGACCACAAUCCCAGGAACAGGCACAGGCACUCCCGGGUCAGAAGGCAGCCGUGCUCAGCUAUGCGAAGAAAUCUCUGGACGUGGCCGGAAUGGGUCUAACCAGCCAUCGGGUCAACGGAAAUGAAGCCAACGAAACAAAUCAUGAGCAAGGGAAUGGGAACGGGAAUGGGAAUGGGUAUGGCAAUGGAAAUGGGUAUGGUAUUGAAACUGAAAAUGACGAUGGCAAUGGGGCCAGUAAAAACCCGGCGAGAUAUGUGGAUGACGAUGAGAACUACAAUGACGUGGGACCGGAGGGAGUGGGAUUGGGCGUGGGUGUGGGACUGGGAUUGGGUCUGGAACGGUUCGAAGUGUUCGAGGACAAGCCCAACUGGGGAAACGAGGAGGUGGUGACCCCUGGUGGCGGCGGAGUUCGAGGUGUGGCCAAUGCAAAUGACCGAAUGCCCUGGUCCUAUCCCUACCGCUUUCACAAAAGUCAGCAUAAUGUUAAUUAAGUAAGUGAUGAUUGAGAUGCAAGUAUAUAGAUAAACGAUAAACAUACUGAUACAGAUACAGAUACUGAUACAGAUAUAUGUAAUACCGAUACGGAUACGGAUACGGAUAGGGGCACCCAACUUCGUAGUGCUUGACGGUUAUUAAUGCAAAUCGACGGUUCCUAAUGGCUGGCUACAAGGCAGGCAUGUUGUGUGUGCACAUACUCCUUGAUGACAAAGACAAACUUACUCCCACGUUGCUAGAUGUAUUCGCAUUUGAACUCUAUUUUAUCGAAAAUAACCAACGGUGUAUGUAACGAUUUAUGCUACCUCUCUCACAGAUACUGUUGAAAAUAAAGCCCCCGAAUUAAUGUCAAACAUACUUUACUAGAUCGAAAUCGAAAACACCUUUUUGCUAAUACACCGAAGCUAUAGCGAAGAAAACUCUAAACGUAAAUGCAUGCGUAAUUGAUAGUGAUCUAUGUGUAAUUUUAAUAAUUAUUUUUUAACGAUUAACGUUAAUUAAUCAAUCGCAUGCAAUAUUGACCUGUCGAAUGGGAUUUCAAGUGUUUUUAUUAAUGGUGUUUACUAACUACAUACUACUACUAAAAAAUGAAUUGUGGUUUAUAUUCUCCGCGGGCGGAAAUCGGUUUUUAUGUUUGCUCUGCUUAAACUUGUGUAAAAAAUGCUCAAAUAGAAUAGACAUACACACUAUUUACACGCUCUGUUUUCGUUGAAGCUGCAUUUGGUCACUAUUAUAUUUGCGUUGUUGAAGGGUUCAAGUUUUAAGAUAUUAAGAAACACAUGGUUCCAAAUCAUACGAAUUACGGAUAACGAUUUUAAAGUAGAUCAAAAUCAGCCGUAUUACCCAAGCAAGUACUUCGAUACAUGAAUACGCCACGUGUUGUGUAAAUUAACAAGGAAUUUACCCAGCAAAUUAACCAUUUAAAAGUUACGUUCUGUACAUUAAUAAAUUUAAUACAAAUUAAUUUCCCUAUGUGUAUGUAAAUAAAGAUUCUUUUUCAGAAAAGCUAAACUAAUUAAAUUCCAAAAAAACAAGAAAUCAAACGAAUUAUAUAUUAUACAAAAUUAUAUGUAUGUACGGAUAUACUUAUUAAAAAAGGAAAAAAUAAAAUCAUGAGGCAUUGA
Messenger RNA from Drosophila subpulchrella, 2461 nucleotides. RefSeq lists its product as uncharacterized. Gene Ontology annotation, molecular function: hormone activity. The transcript is spliced from 4 exons. The coding region runs from base 260 to 1333 and encodes 357 amino acids. Gene Ontology annotation, cellular component: extracellular region. The record is from RefSeq and is a predicted model, not a curated record. NCBI's taxonomy places the organism in Eukaryota, Metazoa, Arthropoda, Insecta, Diptera, Drosophilidae.